UUAUUUUUGUGUUUUUCCGCGUACAAUAUGACGUAUCAACAGGUACCAGUCAUCUUGACGACAACAACGCUUCAAAAUGGCCGCAAAAGCAACAACAAUCAAGGAAGCCUUGGCCAAAUGGGCUGAAAAGAGUGAAUGUAAGGCAGAGGAAGCAAAGAUUGUCAAACUGUUGGGUCAGAUUCCACCAAUAGAAAAGAUGGAUGCCUCUCUGUCCACACUAACAUGCUGCGAACAGCUGUCAAUUUCAACAAAUACUAUUGAAAAGAUUGCCAAUCUGAAUGGUUUAAAACAUUUGAAAAUUUUGUCGUUGGGAAGAAACAGUAUAAAGUCGUUAACAGGACUGGAAGCUGUAGGGGACACUUUGGAACAGCUAUGGAUCUCAUAUAAUUUGAUUGAAAAACUGAAAGGCAUCAACGUUCUUAAAAAACUAAAGGUUUUAUAUAUGUCCAACAACAGUGUAAAAGAUAUGGCUGAAUUUUCAAAAUUGGCUGAUUUACCAUGCCUUGAGGAACUUGUAUUCACAGGUAAUCCUCUAGAAGAAAGAUUGACCGCUGAAGGAACUUACAGAACUGAUGUGGCUAAUAAACUUCCAAAGUUGAAAAAAUUAGAUGGUGUACCAGUAAUUAGAGAAGAAGAUGAUGAAGAUUAAAGAUCUUUGUUUACCUGAUUGAACUUGUCAUUGAUAACAUAAUGUGCCUAUUUUUAUCAACCAA
Mytilus trossulus (common blue mussel) is the source of this 713-nucleotide messenger RNA. RefSeq names its product dynein axonemal light chain 1-like. The record is from RefSeq and is a predicted model, not a curated record. The transcript is spliced from 10 exons. Gene Ontology annotation, molecular function: alpha-tubulin binding; dynein heavy chain binding. Gene Ontology annotation, biological process: outer dynein arm assembly. The coding region runs from base 77 to 649 and encodes 190 amino acids. Gene Ontology annotation, cellular component: cytoplasm. NCBI's taxonomy places the organism in Eukaryota, Metazoa, Mollusca, Bivalvia, Mytilida, Mytilidae.